CAAAUGUUAUUGAUGGAUAUUCUGAUACUUUAUCUUUCGAUGAAAAUGGAAUUAAUCGAGUUAAAUUCUUGGUUAAUCAUAUUAUCGGUCAAGUAAAUGCUAAUGAAUCCACUGAUCGAAUUGAAGUGGAAAAUUUUGAAAAUAUUAAGCAAAUAGAGAAGCAAAGAUUGAAUCCGAAUGUUCAGGAAAUGAAAGAAGCCAGGUUAAUAAUAAAUGAGAUUUGCAAAAUAACUUUAGGCCUUAACGUAAGUAAAUGCUUAAAAGAAGCAUUACACAAUCAUUUAUCGCUUGAAUGA
Messenger RNA from Racocetra fulgida, 296 nucleotides. NCBI's taxonomy places the organism in Eukaryota, Fungi, Glomeromycota, Glomeromycetes, Diversisporales, Gigasporaceae. The record is from the annotation of a GenBank genome assembly.